GGGCACAGGAGCAUUGCUUGCGGGAUAUUUUAAAAGGGCACGGAACAAAGGUUACGUGAAACACACUCGGUGCUUGGGAGAAGCUCGGACCGUCAAUAAAGAUGGGCACUGCAGGAAAAGUUAUAAAAUGUAAGGCUGCGGUUGCCUGGGAACCAAAUAAACCUCUGUCUAUUGAGGAAAUUGAGGUUGCUCCUCCAAAAGCUCAUGAAGUUAGAAUAAAGAUUUUGGCUUCUGGUGUUUGUGGAACAGACAGUAGCGCACUCAGCACAGUCCUCGGUGAUACUAAGUUUCCGGUGAUUUUGGGUCAUGAAGCUGUUGGUAUUGUGGAGAGCAUAGGGAAAGGAGUGACUGAGGUAAAACCAGGUGACAAGGUCAUCCCGCUUUUUGUUCCUCAGUGUGGAGUUUGUAGGAGCUGCAAGAGUCCAAACAGCAACCUUUGUCAUAGAAAUGAUAUGACUAAAAAAACAGGUUUGAUGGAGGACAACACUACAAGGUUUACCUGUAAAGGCAAACCAAUUCACAACUUUUUCUGCACAAGCACUUUCACUGAAUACACUGUUGUGUCUGAAUUAUGUAUUGCCAAAGUGGGCCCCCAAACCCCCAAUGAAGCCUGUCUUAUUGGCUGUGGAUUUGGAACAGGAUAUGGGGCAGCUAUUAACACUGCAAAGGUGACACCAGGUUCUACUUGCGCUGUGUUUGGAUUAGGUGGUGUUGGACUUUCAACCAUAAUUGGCUGCAAGAUGGCUGGAGCUAGCCGUAUCAUUGGGGUUGGAUCCCAUAAAGAUAAAUUUCCAAAAGCCAUAGAAAUAGGAGCAACUGAGUGUAUAAAUCCAAAGGAUUAUGAUAAACCCAUCCAAGAGGUCAUUGCAGAUAUGACUGAUGGAGGUGUGGAUUAUGCCUUUGAAUGUGCUGGACGUAUUGAAACAAUGAUGGCUGCUCUUCAAUCUACCUACUUUGGAUCAGGAGUCACUGUGGUGCUUGGAGUGACAGCUCCAACUGAAAGACUCUCAUUGGAUCCCCUCCUGCUGCUCACUGGUCGAUCCUUGAAAGGGUCUAUAUUUGGAGGUAUUGCUUUAAAAGUCUCUAAUAUCCAGGGUGGGCUGGAACUGAUGGCUAAGAAAUUCAAUCUUGAUUACCUGGUGAGCCAAAGUAUUCCAUUAGAGAAGAUCAAUGAAGCAUUUGCAUUACUGAAAAGUGGUACUGGUGUUCGCACCAUUGUGCUGUUCUAAUACAAGAACAGAGAUAAAUCGAAUGCUUUCCAGUGAAACCUUGCGGAUUGUUUACCUUAUCUACUUUAGAGAAAUCUAAAAUGUUUAGUUUAUGAUAGCUUUAUGUCUUACAUUUAAGCCUGAGACAUGGUGGAAAAUACGCUUUCUAAUCUAAGAUUAGGUAAUGCAGUCUAUAUUUACAAUGAAGUAGUUAUAGAAACAUUUUAGUUAUAAAAACAAUUUUUGUUGAAUAGGAUUGUGACUCCAAUGUCCUGUGCUGUUUGAUAUUAAAAUAUUAGCAUUUCAUGUAAUAAAGGUAAAUAUGCAAUUAA
Molecule: messenger RNA, 1540 nt
Organism: Spea bombifrons (plains spadefoot toad)
Lineage: Eukaryota; Metazoa; Chordata; Amphibia; Anura; Pelobatidae
Product: NADP-dependent alcohol dehydrogenase-like
Exons: 9
Coding region: 102-1229 (375 amino acids)
Biological process (GO): retinoic acid metabolic process; retinol metabolic process
Cellular component (GO): cytosol
Molecular function (GO): zinc ion binding; all-trans-retinol dehydrogenase (NAD+) activity
Source: RefSeq, a predicted model, not a curated record